Cladocopium goreaui is the source of this 13013-nucleotide messenger RNA. NCBI's taxonomy places the organism in Eukaryota, Dinophyceae, Suessiales, Symbiodiniaceae. The record is from the annotation of a GenBank genome assembly.
GCGCCUGAGUAUUUCGGAGGUGGCCAGAGAGACCCUGCAACAGAGCAAGGCCCCCGAGGUGAUGGCUGCACUCCUGCGUGCCAACUUGUUCGAAGCUUUCCGGGAUGUUGAGCUCUUUGUCACACAGGGAGGGCAGCUCCUGAAGUCCAAGUCCUGCUUGCUUUGGGACUGUGAGAGUGAGUUUGACUUCAUUCCGCGAAGAAUGGAUCAAAAGCUGGCAACGAACUUUCAGGAUGUGAAGGCCCAGCUCAAGACUCUGGAAUUCCGCACAGAGUUAGAUCUGCAGGACGUCUUGGAUUUGGCCAAGCAAGCCCAAGACACUGGCGACGUAGCCCUGUCGCAGAAAUUGAUCCAGCGUUUGGACCAUCAUCGUCACAUGGAGAACAUUUGCGCAUCUGAGGAGUUGCGUUCUUUGAAGUGGCUGCCAGCAUCACGACCAAACUCUACCAAUCUGGAACUGAUGGCUUCAAAUGAAGGAGUUUGGCAGCACAAAGCAAAACCUUGGGUGGGUCUGGUGAAACCUCUGGUAGAUGCACAUGCUUCUGAAAGGGUGCUCAAUGCUCUCACGGUUCCCGGGGAGAAAUGUGUUGAUGAUGCUGUUUUGUAUGAGCAGCUGGCAGCCUGCAUCAAAAGCGAAGGCGACCAAGAGAGCAAGGUACAGAUGAUCACUCCCAUCUACCAGCGUUUGAAGAGCACUCCAGCAAUUGACAAGUGGGUAUGGACCGCACGCGGCUUUCAAUCCCUUGUGCAUAUCUCCAAAGAUCCUGAUGUAGAGGGGCUGACCCCAUGCCUUCAUCGUUUGAGGGACGAUUGGCAUUUUCUCCCAGUCUUUGAGAGUGCAAACAAGAAGCUCACACCAGAAAUGCUUCUGAACUGCUUGGACAUGUCUGUCGAAAUUCCAUCAGAAAUUCGGCACAAGGUGCAAUUGACUGCCAUCAACUUGCUGACGCACAGAGCAUCUGAGGGUUCUGAGCCGCCAAAGCUCUCUGAUCUGGCUCUGGCGCGUGGCUCGACAUUGCGAAUCAUCACCAGAGAGGGCAAUCUUCUCCCGGUGACGAGUGUCUUUUUUCAUGACAUGAAAUGGCAAAGUCGCAGCGAGUGCCCACCACAGAUGGAAGAGGUCCACGAAGACAUUUCCCAGUCAUCCUGUUUGCGGUUCGGAGUGCGGAAUCUUUCUGAAAUUGUAGCUGCACAGUGCGAUUUUGGAGAAGGGGAUUGGCUUGAGGUGACUGGUCAACAAGAAUCACUCACCACCAGAUUGAAGGGAAUCCUCAAGGACUACCCUUGGCAGUCUCUUGUGAAAGAGAUGCUGCAGAAUGCUGAGGAUGCUGGGGCUUCUGUCUUCAAAAUUCUCAUCGACCGUCGACCCCGUGGAGAAGAAUCCUUGCUGACACCGGAGAUGGCUGCUUUGCAAGGCCCUUGCCUCUGGUUCUUCAACGAUGCAGUCUUUCAAGACAAGGAUUUUCAACGCCUAGUGAGUUUGGGGCAAGGGAGCAAAUCUGAAGAGAAGGGCAAAAUCGGAAGACACGGGCUGGGCUUCAACGCAAUUUUUAACAUCACGGACGUUCCUUCUGUGCUGAGCCGCCAGUCGAUUCUUUUCCUAGACCCUCAUGUCCACCACUUGAAGAAGCUUGGUGCCACGACGGAGAAACCUGGCAUUCGGCUCAACUUCCAGAAGAAGAACAUCAAGACCACAUGGCCCGAUCAGUUUGAGGCCUAUGAGAUUGAAGGGUGCAACCUCUCAAGUGGAGAUUUUGAUGGAACCUUGAUCCGUGCGCCACUUCGACGGGCAACUGCAAACAGUGCAAUCAAGAAUGAAUGUGUAGGGGAAGAAGAGAUUGCAAAGAUCAUCGAUCUCAUUUGCGAUGAUGGCCAUCUCUGGCUCUUACUUUUGAAGAGGGUGACAAAGAUAGAAGUGGUUGACCUACAGACCCAAACAACAUGUUGUGUUCAUGAGCGGCACAUGGAGAAAAAGCUCGUGUCUAUGCACAUCUCGGGGCAUGUGGAGCAAUCGCUUGUGGCAAUCCGCAGCAAGUUCACUGUGAAUUCAGGCACAAUGGAGAAAUGCAGGACAUAUCAGCUUUCCAAUCAGUCAGAGGUGAGCGUGGCACUGCCGCUAUGUCCAGAAAGUGAGUCUGAGCCAGGUCGUGUGUUCAGCAGGUUGCCUAUGGGGAUGGAGUCCGGUCUGGCAGCUCAUGUUUCUGCAUUGUUCUGGACAUCUGCGGACAGAAGAACCAUUGUGCUUGACCUCCACAAAGACCUUGAAGGGUGGGCAAAACGGAACCAUCAAUACUUGAAGCAAAUUGCAGGAUGUGUAGUAACCUCAAUCGCCAAGCAGACAGAUGAGAAGAAGCAGACCCUGUUGCAGUUCUUUCCGCGCUCCGAGAAACCAAGCCCAGUAGCAGAGGUGCUUUAUGAUCUCUUCUACCAAGAAGUGGUGCAGGAAUGCCGCAAAGGCCCUUCUCAAGUUCUGUUCACGGUUUCUGAAGAAGCUGCCUUGGCAUCAGCUGGUUCUAUUCUGUUGGUGAAGAAUGACUCGUGGCCACAGGCACUUAGAGAGCUACGAGCACCUUUGGUCAAGGUGAGUGAAGAUGUCUUUCAGAGCCUUGUGAAGAAGGAUUCAAGUCUGUUUCGAGAGCUGACCCCGGCAAACUUGAGAGAGUGGCUCAAACGUCUUGACCCCUCGCUUGAUCAUGUUUGCAAUGAGCAGCUCUUGCAAUUUUGUUUGGAAGACAAACCAUCCCCUGCGGAUUUGGCAGGAUGCCCGCUGAUCUUGAAGCUGGAUGGUGGAGUGAGUCGCUUUCUUGGACAUGUAGAUGAGGGUUCACCACGAUUUCUGUGCUGUUCCAGCCAAGAAGAGUGGCAGCUGGCCCAACACUUUCCUGCCAGUUCCGUUCUGAAGUUUGUAUCAGGCGAAGCUUUGCAAUCUCAUCCGCAAAUCUUGAAAAUGGAUCUUUGGAGUGUCGCGACACUUGGGAGGGAAGCCUGUGGAAAGGACUUCGUUCAGUCUUUCUGGCCGUGGUUCAAUCUGUUCACCGCCAGGGACCCUUCUGCAAAGUUCACAGAUCCGCCCUUUGCAGAGCAUCCUUUUGACUGCCUUCAUGUUCUAGAGGCAACUGAACAUGGCCAGAACAAGACCUUCCAGUUGCUGGAACGAAAGAGGGCCUUGAGCUCUUCGUCAGAUGUGUCGCAGGAGCUUGCCAAAGGCUUGGAGGCUUGCAACGUCUUGCUGGUGUCUUCCACAGCCCCUGCUGGCGCACAUGUUUGUCCAGGGGUGAAUCCAGAUUCUGUUGCUCGUGCUGUGCGCUCUGCUAUCUGCAUGAAGAACCUUCAAAAUCCAUUCCAUGCAGGAAACACUCCGUUGGGAAGCUGGCGGGCAGUUGCAGCGAAGCUGGCCCUUUCAGGCCUGCCUGAAGCCAUCGACGCUGCCCGAUUUUUGCCAGCUUUUCGCCUCUGGGGCAGAAGUCAAGCAGUGCAUCCUGGUGGCAAAGAGAUGUUUCCUUGCUGUGCCACUAAAGCUCUACGAGGUGCUCUUCGUCCAGUUCAGCUGGACAUUUUGGAUGAGGAAGAGCCAAGGCUGGUGGAGCUUCUGCAGAAAAUGGGUGUCAAAGACAUGCCUUUGAAGACAAUUGCUGAUGAGGCUUUGCGUCAAAGUCACGACCUCACCUUGAUUGCACAACUUGUGAGGGCAAUGAAAGAAGCUGAUCUCAGAGAAGCACUGAAAGGACAAAAGAUUUUUCCAGGUCCUUGCGAAAACUUGCUGACCCUGGAGGAAUGCUUACUGUGGGGCCAGGAACUUGACUUUGAAGUGAUCCCACGCCGCAUGUGUGGAAAGGCAGGCGAGCAGUUCAGGGGCUUGGAAGGGAAACUACAGGAAAUUGGCUGUCGCUGGGAGUUAGAUCUGCAGGACGUCUUGGAUUUGGCCAAGCAAGCCCGAGACACUGGAGACGUAGCCCUGUCGCAGAAAUUGAUCCAGCGUUUGGACCAUCAUCGUCACAUGGAGAACAUUUGCGCAUCUGAGGAGUUGCGUUCUUUGAAGUGGCUGCCAGCAUCACGACCAAACUCUACCAAUCUGGAACUGAUGGCUUCAAAUGAAGGAGUUUGGCAGCACAAAGCCAAACCUUGGGUGGGUCUGGUGAAACCUCUGGUAGAUGCACAUGCUUCUGAAAGGGUGCUCAAUGCUCUCACGGUUCCCGGAGAGAAAUGUGUUGAUGAUGCUGUUUUGUAUGAGCAGCUGGCAGCCUGCAUCAAAAGCGACGGCGACCAAGAGAGCAAAGUACAGAUGAUCACUCCCAUCUACCAGCGUUUGAAGAGCACUCCAGCAAUUGACAAGUGGGUAUGGACCGCAUGCGGCUUUCAAUCCCUUGUGCAUAUCUCCAAAGAUCCUGAAGUAGAGGGGCUGACCCCAUGCCUUCAUCGUUUGAGGGACGAUUGGCAUUUUCUCCCAGUCUUUGAGAGUGCAAACAAGAAGCUCACACCAGAAAUGCUUCUGAACUGCUUGGACAUGUCUGUCGAAAUUCCAUCAGAAAUUCGGCACAAGGUGCAAUUGACUGCCAUCAACUUGCUGACGCACAGAGCAUCUGAGGGUUCUGAGUCGCCAAAGCUCUCUGAUCUUGCUCUGGCGUGUGGCUCGACAUUGCGAAUCAUCACCAGAGAGGGCAAUCUUCUCCCGGUGACGAGUGUCUUUUUUCAUGACAUGAAAUGGCAAAGUCGCAGCGAGUGCCCACCACAGAUGGAAGAGGUCCACGAAGACAUUUCCCAGUCAUCCUGUUUGCGGUUCGGAGUGCGGAAUCUUUCUGAAAUUGUAGCUGCACAGUGCGGUUGUGGAGAAGGGGAUUGGCUUGAGGUGACUGGUCAACAAGAAUCACUCACCACCAGAUUGAAGGGAAUCCUCAAGGACUACCCUUGGCAGUCUCUUGUGAAAGAGAUGCUGCAGAAUGCUGAGGAUGCUGGGGCUUCUGUCUUCAAAGUUCUCAUCGACCGUCGACCCCGUGGAGAAGAAUCUUUGCUGACACCGGAGAUGGCUGCUUUGCAAGGCCCUUGCCUCUGGUUCUUCAACGAUGCAGUCUUUCAAGACAAGGAUUUUCAACGCCUAGUGAGUUUGGGGCAAGGAAGCAAGGCCAUGGAGAAGGGGAAGAUUGGACGUCAUGGCCUUGGCUUUAAUUCCAUCUUCAACAUCACAGAUCUUCCAUCCAUUCUCAGUGGUGAGCAUCUCCUUUUCCUCGAUCCCCAUGUGAAGCAUUUGGCGAAGCUUGGCGCCAAUGUCCUGAGGCCUGGCGUCCGAUUGAACUUUUUGAAGAAGGAUGUCAAGACGUGCUGGCCAGAUCAGUUCAGUUCCUACGAGUUAGAAGGCUGUCAACUGUCGAAGGGCCACUUUCAUGGGACACUCAUCCGCGCACCCUUGCGACGGCGACCCAGUGACAUCAGCAGGGAUUCGUUUGAGGAUGAAGAUGUCCAGAAGCUUGUAAAGUGGAUAGAAGAUGAUGGUUGUGACUGGCUCUUGUUUCUACGAAACGUGGCAAGACUUGAAGUCAUUGAUGUUUGCAGCCAGAAGGUGCUUGCAGCCUUCAGCAGAGAAGAUUCCCAACAGCAAGCAAUCAUCUCUAGCGCUGGCACUGGCGUGGUGAGAAAACGCAAAUAUCACAUGGGUCACGUGGCACUUCCACAUGGUGAAGACAUCUCCGUGGCGCUUCCACAGGAGCUUUCUGAAGUGCCGUCGGGAAGGUUUUUCUGCCGACUUCCUCUGGAGGUGCCAUCGGGCAUGCCUGGACACCUUUCAGCGCUCUUCUGGACCAGCACGGACAGAAGGACUUUGGUGGUGGAUGCAGACAAAGAUCAAGGACACUGGGCUGCUGAGAACAGACGGUUGUUGCAGAUGGCUGUCAAAUGCCUCGCCUCCUUGUUGGCCAAGAAGGCUGCAGCUCAGAAGUCAGUGCCAUUGAGCUACUUUCCUUCUCAUACCCAGCCGAGCCCGGCGGCAAAGCUUUUGCAUGAGCUCUUCUAUCAAGAACUUGUGCAGAGAAUCAAGACAUCAGACAGUGAGCAGGUGCUGUUCACCGUCGCUGGCCAGCCAGCAUGCCUUCCCUUGAUCCUCUUGAGCAUGCCACAAGAUCUACCGUCAGCUCUGCAGAAGCUCCAGGCUCCAGUGGUGGUCGUCAGCGAGGUCGUUCUGCAAGGCCUGCAAGGUGCAGAUCCAUCCAUUUUUCAGCCGCUGAGCCCUGCAUCCUUCAGGUCAUGGUUGCGACAGUUGCCGGUGGAACUUCACCAGUUCUGUGACCAGGAAAUCUUGAUCUUCGCGCUUCAGGACGGAGCUCAAGGAAUCCGAAAAGCCGAGGAUUUGGACGGAUGCCCAUUGGCUCUGACUGCAGAUGGGAAGGUGAAGCGCUUCUCAUCUUCAAAAUAUGCCACACCUUGCUUUGUGUGCUGCAGAACGGAUGAGGAAAGUGACAUUGCUCGCCACUUUCCCUCAGAGGUGGUGCUGCAGCACGUUCCAUCCAUCAGUGAGGUGCUUCUGGAACAUCCGCAGGUCCAGAAACUGGAUAGGAGCGCGGUGGCCAAAUUUGGUGCCGCCGCCCGUGGUACUGACUGGGCCAAGUCUUUCUGGACCUGGUACCGGAGGCAGUGCGUCACCAAUCCCGACUUGAAACUGGACCGAGGCGCUCAACGGCACAUCUUCGAUGACCUGGAAGUGCUAUGGCACCAGGAAGCAGAUGGAUCCGUGACGCUGAAACCUCUGCGGGAGCGGAGGCGGGCACUUCACUGCGAAGAUUUGGAGGCUCCGGUGGUCGCAUGCCUCAGGGCCUGCAACGUUUUGGUGGUGUUGAAUUGCGAUUGCCCUCCAAUUGAUCACCAUGAUGCGUUGGCCCGUGCCCUAUCUUGGGCAUUGAAAAGUCGCCGGGAACGCAUCACUGGCGUCCAAGAUCAAGGCUGGCGUGAUCUGCUCAAGAUCUUGAUCAAGUCUGAAUUGCCAGAGGCCUUGGAAAUGGCCAGAGUUCUACCACUUUUCAGGAACUGCGGGGGAACAUUGGUCACACCUGACCGUCAACUCUUUCCACUGAGGGUCAGCCCAGAAUUCCGAGUGGCGGUGGCACCGCUGUCUCUGGAGCUCUUGUCAGAGACGGAUGGCAGCAUCGUCCCAUUCCUUUCACGCCUGAGGGUCACAGAAAUGGAGCCCGCAGAAGUGGCUCGCAGGGCGCUUUGCCAAGAGAGCUCCGUCUCGUUCCUGGCGCAGCUUCUCCGCGAGAACCUGGGGGAAGUACUGCAAGGGAUGCCCGUGUUCCCCGUGCUGAAGGGAUGUUUGUAUGUGAGGCCAUUGGAGCAGUGUUUGCUGUGGGACGCUGAACCGGAUUUCGAUUUCCUGGAGAGGCGUCUAUCUCCAGAGGUCCGGGACGUCUUUGAGGAGCAGUAUGACAAGCUGUCGCUGCGCUGCCGGAACAAGUUGGACGUCUGCGAUGCGGAGGAAAUUGCCAGGAUGGUGGUACGGAAGAAAGAUCAUGAGCUGUCCAGGAAAUUGCUGAAACGGCUUAGCCAAUCAGAAGAUCUGUGUAAAUCCUCUGCACUUUCGGAGAUUCCAUGGCUGCUGGUGGAUAUGGAGGGCCAAACAGGUCUGGUGGAACCUCGUUCAGCUUGGCACCAGGAUGUGAAGGAUGUGCUGGGUCUUGUGAGACCAAUUGCGGAAGGACCAAAGAGCACACUGAAACUGUUGCAGGUGAAGUUCGAAGAAGACCUGGAUGACAAUGUCUUGAAAGAACAGCUGGAAGCUUUGAUUCAACGAGCUGCAAAUCAGCAUCGUGUGGAUGCAAAGGAUUGCGAGCCAAUCUACAGGCGCCUGUCUCAAGCACCUACGUUGGGAUCAUGGAUUUGGACCGAGCAUGGCUUCGCCUCGUAUGAGGACGUGUUUAAGCACUCAAGGGCCCAUGCAUUGCAGCCUUUCUUGCAUACCCUACAGAGUGACUGGGUCAGCUAUGAAAUCUUCAAAGACAUCCAGCAACAGCCAGAAAUCCCCAAGCUGCUACAAGUGCUAUCAGGCUUGAAGAAGCUGCAAGGGGAGGAACCUACCAAUGUGCCAUCAUCCUUUGCAACCAGCACGGAGCCUUGUGCCGAGCAUCGGCUUCUAGAAGUUGCCUGCGUCGCCUUAAAGUACUUGUAUCAGGAGGUGGACAGUCUACCAGAGGAGCAUGGGCAAGAGGUGUUGAUGGGCUUUCGACAGCAGCAUGGACAACAUGUUUGGAUCCCCGCAGCAGAUGGAGUCUUGCGCCUGGCAAACCAGUUAUUUGUCCACGACAUGCCUUGGGCCUCGAGUCAACCGCCGGCUUUUCUCGGUUUUCAUCGAGUGCAUUCAGAGGUCCCUGCAGGUCAUGCCCGAGCAUUUGGUGUCGAAGCCAGCAGCGUCUUGCUGCUUCGGAUGCUUCAGAAGGAUCCAGUUGGACUGCGAGAUCCUGCCAUGGAAGAUCAGGAGACCGAAGUCCUCAGAAACUUUCAGAGGGCCUACCAGAACCAGGAGAAAUCCUUGGGUGCAGUGCUGGAACUGCUUCUGCAAGUGGCGGAUUCAGCUGGAGCAACUCGGGUUCACUUCACUUUGGAUUGGCGACAGCACAGUGACAGGUCGUUACUCACAGAGCAAAUGGCACGACUACAAGACGCAGCCAUCCACGUGGCCUUCGAUGCUCCUCUGAGCCAGGAAGAGUGGCAAGGCCUGCGUGAGCUAAAUCCCAAGUGGGCCAAACUCUUCGUCUUCUCGGACGUGGUGUCAGUGGUCAGUGAGGAUUGCGCUGUCUUCGUGGACCCGCUGCUCUCUGGUGAUGCCAGUGGCAUUAGUGGCUACUUGAAAGGUCUGGCAGAAUGUCGAAGUGGAUUUUGGCUCAGCUUAUCUUCCAAAGAUCUCAGCAAAACGUGGCCUGAUCAGUUCAAACCCUUCGAAACAGGACUGGCCUCCGAUGCCGAUCUCUUCUCUGGACACACGAAGAUCACUGUGCUACGCUUCGCCUUGCGAGACGCCAUGCCGGGGACGUCUCUGAUGGAGAAAGAGCGCCUUCGGACGGAUCUGCAGCAGCAAAUCUCCGAGGUGGCUUCUGGUGAAGACUGGCUUCUGUUUACCAAGACUUUGGGAGAGAUCCAGAUCCAGGAGAUUGUGGAAGCGCCAAAUCGCCUUGAUCGCCUUUGCACCUUUUCCGGUGAGAUCCUGGAAAGGGUGGACACGGAAUCUUCUGUCAUAGAGAGGAGAAAAUUAUGGAAGGUCAAGGUUGACAGCUUUGGAGAGGAUUCCGCCCCUGGCGAGAAUGCUGAGGAGAAAGAAAAGCCGACAGAGUCUGAGUGGUGGGUUGGCUGGCGAAAUUCCAUCGCCGUGGCGUGCAGGCAAUACUACAGAGGGGCCUUCAAGGCCUUCAAGCCAAGUGUGGGAACAGGAGCUCGCCUAGUGCCACAAUCUCCGGAUGUGUUUCCAGGUGCUCAUGUCUUUGGGGUGGAGCAGAGGCAGUUGGAGAGGAUGGCCAUGGGAUCCAUGUGCUCCCAUCAAGAUACGGACACGUUGGCAAAUGUGGCCGUGGAUCUGGUUCUGCACAUCUGGGCCGCCAAACGGCGCUUCUGGCACGAGUUGGUACCUCGGCAGGUGCUGCAGCAUCAACGUGGAGCUGACCUGGCCAGGCGUUUCUCAGAUGCUUUGGUCAAUCGUUUUGAGAUCCAGGGCCGCAGUCUGCGGCAAUGCCGCGCGGCACCACGACCGGAGCUGUUGCGGUAUGCCUUCAAGUUCCAACGGUGGCUGGUGGAUGAACUACAGGUGGUGGUGGUUCCAAAAGAGCUGGCAGAACUCUUUGCACAGGAUGCCAGCUUGAACAUUCCGGAGCCAGACGUCACGGAUGUCUUGCAAGGCUUUCGUGGACUGCCAGAGCCACAGGUCAACGCUGAAAUUGCGUGCAAAUGGCUGUUUGAAGGUUUCGAGGACGCCAAGGAAGUCUUGGCUCGCAGCUUCCGGGACUCUGUACAUCUUCUGCGACGAGAAGAUGACAGCUAUGGCAAUUUUGAGGGGUGGACCUGGUACAUUGAGGGUGACUCUGAGUCUGAACGGAAGGCCUUUCGCGACUUGAUUCUAGGCGGCGAACCUUCCAAGAAGGUGGUUAUGCCCAACUACAUGUUCAAGAAGCAUUUUGAUGAAUCCUUGGGCGUUUUGAGGCCACACUUGAUUGCCCAUGUAGCCCUGAGCCCUUCAGACGUGAACGCAGCCCACUUCUGGCAUCUGCUGAAUCUGGGAGCCUAUCGAGGACAAGAGGAGGACUUGCCACAGCUGGUCGGCAAGCUGAAGAUCCGAGCGCGCCGUUGGGACCAACGGAUCCAGCAGAUCCAGCAGAUCAGCGUUCCGUGUGGAGAGCAUUGUGUGCUGGCAGGUGCCCCAAACCAAGCAGAAGAAGCCUUGCUGGCCGUUGGUUGUCAGCUGGCCUUGGAUCCAGUACCCGCAGCCUUCGCGGGAAGUACACCAUGGCAUGUCGCGAAACAUGUGGAGUGGCUUCGGAUGAACGACCUUCUGCAAGUGGAAGCUGCUUUGGAUGAACACAAGGAGAAGCUCUGUGAAGCCUACUUGAACGAGUCCAUGGAUCCAGAAGUGCUCAAGAUCUUCGUUGAUUUACCCAUCAUCAAGGUGGGAGAAUCCCACCUCGCCUUGAGCAAAUUCAGCAUUGUCGGGUGCCCUGAUUUGGCUCUGGCUGCCCAGCGGUCCAAUCUGAAGGUGCUACAUGCUCACGACCCGCGCAGCAAAGCCUUAGCGAAGGCCAACGCGAAGGCAGAAGUGCGGCCUUUUGCGUUGCUGCAGCAGCACCAGGCAGUGUUGGCCAGACGCCCAGCUUCAGGCAAUCAAGAGAUUCUCUUGACGGCGUUGCGGGCAUCUGAUGGCGCUCCUGGAGAUAUUCAGAUGAUCAUGCAACUUGCCAUUCUCAACGGGCAGACCAUGGAAUCUCUUUGGAACCGGCAGGAUCCUCUGGCCGCUCAGCUGGGUGCCUUCGAUGGAACUCUGACGGACUUUGUAACGGAAGCCAUGAAGCUAUCGGAGGUGAAGAGACGGCUCAAGUCGACGCUGAGAGCUUCACAGUUAGUGGAGCUCCUCCAGCAAUACAGGCCCAAGGACAAAGUGCCGGGUGCAGCAUGUGAGAGAUUCACAGGCAGCCUUUUGCUCACAGUCUCAAAGAUGGAACUGACUGAGCUGAACUCAUUGGAAACUUCCGCGCCCUUUGCGGAUCUGCAAGUGUUCUUCCUGAAGGGACAGUGGCGGAAGAGGAAAGAAGUCAUCCCACCAAAGUUUCAGGACAUCCUCUCCAAGACCAAUGCACCGGUUCUAGAGCACCUUCAGCCACACGUGGCCUGCCUCUUUGCAGAGCGGCCGCCUCUUCAACUUGUGGUGGAGCAACUGUGCAAGUUGGCUGAAGGAAAGUCAACGGAUUGGAAAGUGGCCCAAACAGAGCGGGAGGAGUUCCUGAAAGUGUACAAGUUCCUGGACGAAAACAUUCUCGACAAUCCUGACGUGUUGGCCCCAUUGAAGACGGUGCGGUGCAUUUUGGACGCCGAGGGCACAUUGCGGGUGGCGGGCCUUUUUAGCCUUGGUUUGAUGAUGGACAUGGGGCCACUGAGCGCAGUGGCCGCAGAUGUAAAGCCCUUCCAACAUUUCCUGAUCGCGUUGGGUGCUCGCGAAUCCGCAUCAGACAGGCCGUUGCCAGAGCCUAUGGUACCCGAGAAGCUGAUGCAGGAGAUGGUGAAGGACACAGAUUUCGUCGAUGUAAGAAUCGACUGCAACGAUGGCAGCAUGUGGGCCCACCGCAUAGUUUGCUGCAACGUGUGUUCUGGGUUCCGAAGCAAACUGCUGCAGUCAACGGAUCGCGGCCACUGGCUCUUGCAGGACAAAGCUCCAUGUUCCUCACAGACACUGGCAGUGAUAAAAGAUAUUAUCUACUCUGGCCGCGUUGAUAGCCAUCGUAUCGACCAGAUGAGCAAUGCAGAACGUCAGGAAUGUUUGAGGGCUGCCACCUGGUUUGGCAUGUCUUAUGCGCAAGAAUGGUUGCAGCAAUAUAUCCAUGGAGCUCACCCAGAGGAGUUAGAAACUGCAGAGAUCAAGAUGCCUAAACAUUGGAAUCAAACGCUGAUACAGCAGCGCUGGCGAUUGGGACCGCGAUUGGAGAGUGUAUCAUCGCAACAUGUUCUGGAACAACUGAAGAAGGUGCUUAUCCCACAUGAUGCCGCAGAUCUGGGCCAUGGACGAGACUGCCGUGGAAGCAAUCCAUACAACUUUCUGGAGCUUCACCAAGCUUGGCGGAUCGAAAACUUCCACCUCUGGCGGAAAUUUCAGCACGAAGUGUUGAGGACCAAAGAUUUGAAAAAAAAUCAGUCGCUCGCCAUGCACAAAGUCAGCAUCCGGAAAGCUCUGGUGGAUGCGACCCAAAAAUUGCCUGAACCGGUCGCUAAAGAUAUCAACGAGGUCUUCUUACUGCAUGGGACCAAGCCGCCAAGUGUGAAAAAGAUCUUGAGCGACGGUUUGAACGAACGCUUCUCUGGAGGACUCUUCGGUCACGGCUCCUACUUGGCAGAGGACCCUGCAAAGAGUGAUCAGUACGCCACACCAGAUGCUCGUGGUGAAGCAGUUCAGGGACAUGUUGAUGAACCCCCGCGAAAUGUUUGCUACAUGUUUCUCUGCCGCGCAGUGCUAGGACGCUUCGUGCAGACGAAGGAUGGAGAAAAGAGCCUGCAGGAUGGCAGAAGUAUUUGGUCCACGCCUGACAGGCGCGAGUUCAACACAAUUCCUCGCUUUGAGUCGCCCUAUCACUCAUUGCAGGUGGAGACUGGGGGAAAGGUCCAGCGGCAUCGCGAAUACAUUUUAACGCAUAGUGAGCGCAUCUAUCCAGAGUACCUGAUUGCAUACAAAAGACAAUACCGCUAGAAGCAACGGUUGGAUCUGUGGAUCUCCAAGAUUUGACAGAUUGUACAGAGAGUGCGUGCAGCCGGUACUCCUCCUUCUCCUUCAGAGAGGUCCAGUCAUG